Molecule: messenger RNA, 1273 nt
Organism: Camelina sativa (false flax)
Lineage: Eukaryota; Viridiplantae; Streptophyta; Magnoliopsida; Brassicales; Brassicaceae
Source: RefSeq, a predicted model, not a curated record
AUCUCUCUCUCUCUCUCUCCCUCUAUGGGUUGACUCAUUUAAUUAGGGAAUUACCUAGAAGGAGAAAAUGGAAAAUAUCACCAAAACAUUCCAGCACGGAGGAGUGGAUUGGAUUUGCGAGCCAUGGCUUGGUGCAGGCUCCAUGGGAAUUGGCCGGGGAGAGAACCCGAUCAAGUUUACUCUUCCUCUUCUUCUCCUUCAGAUAUCUGUCUUUACCUUAAUUUCAGUCUUUUUUCAGUUUCUUCUCAGGCCUUUCGGAAAAUUCGUAUUCCUCACUCAGAUCCUGGCUGGGAUCUGCUUAGGACCGUCGGUUAUAGGACGUAACAAACAGUACAUGUCGACAUUUUUCUACAAGAGAAGCGUGUUCAUAAUUGAAUCCUUCGAGGCCAUAUGUUUUCUCUUCGUUUGCUACAUCACGACAUGUCAAGUAGACACUAGGAUGGUAAAGAGAGUAGGCAAAUUAGCAUUCAUAAACGGCAUCUUACUUUUCCUCAUACCUUUCGUAUGUGGCCAAUUCGCGGCCAUCAUCAUCUCCAAGAGGCUCGGAGGCGCGCCAGAUGGGAUCCCUCCCGCGGAGUUCCACCACGUGGCGAUCGUCGAAUCCACAAUGUAUUUUCAGGUGGUUUACGGAGUCUUGUCGAGCCUAAAGAUGUUGAACACUGAGCCAGGGAGGUUAGCACUUGCCUCCAUGAUGGUGCAUGACUGCCUCGCCUGGUGUUUUUUCAUGCUGAACAUCGCCAUUAAACUUAACGUUGACUUAAAAGACAAAAACCGAGCUCUCCUCUUGUCCCUCUUACAGAUGGUCAUGAUAGUGGCAAUAAUAUAUGUGUUUCGACCAAUAAUGAAGUGGAUGAUGGGGAGAACACCAGAAGGACACUCUCUCAAGACCUCGUACCUCUGCGUUAUUUGCGUCUUGCUCUUCGUCACCUGUCUCUGGGCAGAAUUUGUGGGUCUGCCUUACUUCUUUGGUGCGGUUGUCUUAGGCCUAGCCACCCCAAAACGUCCGCCUCUAGGCACCGGACUGUCAGACAAAAUCGGUUGUUUUGUUUGGUUUUUCCUGAUGCCUUGCUACAUCAUUGGGAUCGGCUACAAUAUCAAUCUCUCACAGGUUUCCUUGAGAGAUGUUAUCCGGUAUGAGAUACUUUUUGGUGUAAUUCGGUUUGCCAAAAUGAUAGCCAUUGCCUUGCCUUCCCUUUACUACAAUGUGCCCCUUUGGCACGCCAUUCUUGUUGGCUUUAUGGUCAAUAUCCAAGGACUUUACGACGGUAAUUAA